Molecule: messenger RNA, 1085 nt
Organism: Ficedula albicollis (Collared flycatcher)
Lineage: Eukaryota; Metazoa; Chordata; Aves; Passeriformes; Muscicapidae
Gene: FREY1
Product: chromosome 5 open reading frame, human C11orf94
Exons: 4
Coding region: 316-894 (192 amino acids)
Source: RefSeq, a predicted model, not a curated record
GGAUACUCUGUCCCUUAGCAGCCUUUUGCUCUGGCUUGUGUCAGUCAGGGCUCCACAUGUUGCUCAGCUGAUGACUAUAGCCUCUGUAAUUCCCAAUGCCUGCCUCAGCCCCCAGAGUCCUGGGGCUCCCCUGGAGGUAACACAGCUGCAGUGUGCAGGCUGCUUUUCUGGCACCUAAGGUGUGUAAAAGGGUUUGCAGAAUCGCUGCCCACCAGUGCUUGGGGGCUUGGCCAAGGGCAGAGGAGAAGAGAUUAGUUCAGCAAAUCUGCUGUGCCACGUAUAACAAAGGGCCUGGGAGAGGCCUGUGUUACUGAGAUGAGAUGCAAGAGUCUGCUUUUGGAGGGUUUGAGAGGAAGGCACAAGCAGGUGCUGGGGGACAGGGACAGCCCUGGAGCUCUGACUAUACAGAGGGACAUGCGCCAGCACAACGAAGGGUCAGCAGCUGGCAGGGUGGGCAGAGGCAGCCCAGCAUCUGAAGGGGACAAGAUAGGAAGAGACAGCAGCAACACCUGGGAGGGGCCAUGUCCCCUGCCCCACCCAGCAGCUGUCCUGGGCAACCAGGGUGGCUCCUCUGUGACCUUGCAGCGGAACCAGUGGAACCGGUCAGUGUGCACCAUGCUGUGCUGCCUGCUGCUCCUCGCCCUGCUGCUGGGGGCUGCCCUCCCACAGCCUGUGCACCAGAGGGACAGCUACUCAGUUCCUGACGAUUUCUCUGCUCCCCUGGAGCUUCCACAGAAGCACUUUGGCCUGGUGGAUGAUUACGGCAUCAAGCCCAAGCAGCCCUGGUUCAGCACGCGGCCGGCGCCGGAGCGGCCGGCGCACCUGCGCAGGGCUGGCAAGAGCAAGCGCGACGGGCUGGACCUGCUGGAGUACUACGAUGACGGGCGCCUGUGAGCCAGCGUGCCCCGUGCCCCCGCUGCCCAGGCUGCUGUGUCAUCAUACUGCAAGAUACUGACUCUGCCACUGCAAUUAAAAGUCACCCCAGAUGGAUGUGACAGGAAGCUGUGCCACGGUCACAAGGAGGAGAUGCUGUCACCCCAGCCUGCAGCUGGAAAGGGCAUGAGCACGCUACUGCCCCCCCCCCC